Messenger RNA from Tribolium madens (black flour beetle), 10302 nucleotides. RefSeq names its product neural-cadherin (gene CadN). The coding region runs from base 205 to 9249 and encodes 3014 amino acids. Gene Ontology annotation, biological process: homophilic cell-cell adhesion. Gene Ontology annotation, cellular component: cell-cell junction; plasma membrane; catenin complex. The transcript is spliced from 23 exons. Lineage: Eukaryota; Metazoa; Arthropoda; Insecta; Coleoptera; Tenebrionidae. The record is from RefSeq and is a predicted model, not a curated record. Gene Ontology annotation, molecular function: cadherin binding; calcium ion binding.
ACGGGUUUUGUUUCGAGUAAGAUGCUGCAGUAGCUGGCCCAUGUCUAGUGUUUUAGUUAGUGAAAUUGGAGUGUUGUGUGACAUGACAGUGAGUGGAGCCCCUUGAGGGCCCUAGGCAAGAUCAAAAGGGGGCUAUCGAUUAGCUCGGGGGCUCAACGUGACGACGUUGUCUUUUGUAGACCUUAAUUCCGAUGUGGCGGUGAGAUGCACCCCUCAACGAUGUUCGCCUUCUUGGCGUUAUUCCCCUUAUGGAUAUCGUCCAGUGCGUCCGUAUCUGUGAUUCCUCACGAUGCCCACCCCGGCUACAGUGUGAAGAAAUUUGCCGCCGGGCUCAACUACCGUCUUCUGGAUUCCGGCUUUUCGCAGUUCUUCACCAUGCUGGAGGACGGUUCUAUCAUGACCGUCUCGGACGUGAGUCCCUUGGUGAAUCGGCCUAUCGACUUGUUGGUUCUCGAGGACGCCGGUAACACCACCAAGACACACAUGUUGCAGUUGUACGUGUUGGACAGACGUAAUAUGCUCAGUUUUAAGUCGGACAGUGACGAAGUGCUGGGGCGCGUCGCGGAGAACUCUCCGACCGGGACCAAAGUCGGGGGUUUACCGGUGCUCCAGGCCGCGAGUGGACUCACCACCACCCCCAUCACGUAUACUAUUAUUGGGGGGAACGUGGGGCAAGCGUUUGAGUUGAGGAGUAGUGUCACGGGGGAUGUUAUGCAGAAUGUCACAGUAGGGGAUAGCCAAGCGGGGGUUGACGUUGUUACGGCACAGGUGUUGGAUCGGGAGGAGACCGGCCGAUAUGUCCUGACAAUCCAGGCCAGCGACCCUUUGGGGGUGAACAAGGCCGUGAUCAAUGUCGUCAUUGAAGUCGAAGACGAGAACGACAACAGUCCCGUUUUCUCCCAAAAGGUCUACCGGUUUGUCGUCGGAGACGAUUCCCUCGAGGGCGACAACGUCACCACGACUUGGAAGCGCUUCUCUUCCAUCGGCAAGGUGGAAGCCACCGAUGCAGAUGGCGACAAGGUCGCCUAUCGCCUUGCCACCCCGACCAAUUACCUCGUUAUCGUCCCUCAAACCGGCGACCUCCUACUCAGCGAGGAACCCUCGGAGGAGGUGGACCUUGAACUCGUGGUAGAAGCUCACGAUUUGAGGACUCCUAGUCGGACCUCUCCUCGCCCCGCCCAAGUCCUCUUUAAAUUUAAACCUCCAGAAUCAUCCAAAGUUGAGCUUGACCUCGAUCUGCAACAAUUAGCCGAUAGGGAAUUACACAGAGGCAAACGAAGAGUAACCCGUGCAGUGCGACCAACCAAAAGAAUCGAAUUUACCGAAUCUGACGGUGACACCGAAGGCCGAAACGUCUUUCAACUCGAAAAGGAAACAGACCGGGAAACGUUCAAAAUUCGGGACGAAAAUCCCUGGGUCACCGUCGAUCCUAACGGAGCAGUUCGAGUGAAAAAGAAGUGGGAUUACGAAGAGUUGGGACCGGAGAAAACCAUCGAUUUUUGGGUCACCAUUACUAAUGCUGAGAAGAGCGCCGGACUUUUAUACACCGACAACCAGCGCGUGAUUAUACACGUAAGGGACGUUAACGACGAGCCUCCCUACUUCAUCAACCGCCCUUUGCCCAUGCAAGCCGUGGUUCAGCUGAACGCUCCUCCCAACACGCCCGUGUUCACCCUACAAGCCCGCGACCCGGAUACCGACCACAAUAUCCAUUAUUUCAUUGUCCGGGACCGCACUGGAGGCCGAUUUGAAGUGGACGAAAGAUCCGGUGUAGUUCGAACCAGAGGCACAGACGUCUUCCAGCUUGAUAUGGAGUACGUUCUCUACGUGAAAGCCGAGGACCAGAAUGGGAGGGUCGACGAGAGGAGGUUCCAGUCCACGCCGGAAGAGCGACUCUCAAUUGUCGGGGGCAAGAGAGCGCCGCAGUUUUACAUGCCGAGUUACGAGGCGGAAAUCCCCGAAAACCAAAAGAAGGAUUCAGAUAUUAUUUCUGUAAAGGCCAAGUCGUUUGCCGAUAGGGAGAUCAGGUAUACGUUGAAGGCGCAAGGACAAGGGGCUGGCACUUUUAAUAUAGGGCCAACGAGUGGGAUUGUUAAGUUGGCAAAAGAGUUGGAUUUUGAGGAUUUGAGGCAGCCGCAUGUGUAUUCGCUGGUAGUGACGGCCACGGAGGACUCGGGAGGUUUCUCCACCUCUGUUGAGCUUACAAUUCGUGUAACGGACGUCAACGACAACGCCCCCAAGUUCGAACUUCCGGACUACCAGGCCCAUAACGUCGACGAGGAUAUCCCUCCAGGCACGAGCAUCCUUAAAGUCAAGGCUAUGGACGCCGACAGUGGGGCCAACGCUGAAAUCGAAUACUUAGUCUCCGACGACCACUUUAGUGUAGACCCUAGUGGCAUCAUCUCCAAUAACAAACAACUAGAUGCUGAUAACAACAACGCCUACUACGAGUUUGUUGUUACUGCGAAAGAUAAGGGAGAGCCGGCAAAGACGGGCACUGCUACUGUCAGAGUCUACACCAAGAACAAAAACGACGAAGAACCGAAAUUUUCGCAACAAGUUUAUACUCCAAACGUGGACGAAAACGCGGGUCCUAACACCCUUGUCACCACCGUAGUGGCGUCUGAUAAAGAUGGCGAUAAUGUCAGAUUCGGUUUCGUCGGUGGUGGUACAAGCUCUGGACAGUUUGUUAUCGAGGAAAUCACUGGUGUGAUUCGGCUUCAUAGCAAAUCUAUCUCCCUUGACAGGGAUAAAUACGAAUUGAACGUCACUGCGAUGGACGAUGGGGCUUGUUGUGUCAACGGCGACCAAACCAUUCACACUUCCACGGCUGUGGUUGUCGUGUUUAUCACGGAUGUUAACGACAAUAAACCCAUUUUUAAAGACUGUGGGACUUAUUAUCCCAAGGUGGAGGAAGGGGCGCCGAAUGGAUCGCCGGUUAUUAAGGUGCACGCGACUGAUGAAGAUAAGGGGGUUAACGGCCAGGUCAAAUAUUCCAUCGUGCAACAACCGAAUCAGAAAGGGACGAAGUUUACUGUGGAUGAGGAGACUGGGGAAGUGUCCACGAACAAGGUUUUCGAUCGGGAGGGCGACGAUGGGAAAUUCGUGUCCGUUACGGUGAAAGCUACAGAUCAGGGGGAGCCCUCCUUGGAGGGGGUGUGCUCGUUUACGGUGGAAAUUACUGAUGUUAAUGAUAAUCCGCCCUUGUUUGACAGACAGAAAUACGUGGAGAAUGUGAAGCAGGACGCCAGUAUUGGAACUAAUAUUCUGCGAGUUUCUGCUUCGGACGAAGACGCCGACAACAACGGCGCCAUCGUGUACUCCUUGAAUGCCGGUUCGAACGCCGCCGACUUGGAGUAUUUCGAAAUCCAGCCUGAAUCAGGCUGGAUAGUGUUAAAGAAAGCCUUGGACAGAGACAGGUAUCGACUGCGCGUGCGCGCUUCCGACCGAGGCGAGCCUCCUUCCUUCGCGGACGUGGACGUUGAAUUAGACGUCGUAGACAGGAACAAUAAGCCGCCCCUAUGGGACGUGAACACGUACGGCCCCAUUCACAUCCGAGAAAAUGUCACAGUGGGUACUGUAGUGACUUCCGUGAAGGCCAGUUCCGGUAUAGAGAACAAUCCGACGGUUUUCUACCGUUUGAUGCCCGGCUCGACAGCCCAAACCAACAAAUACCACACUUUCUACCUCCAGCAAAGACCCGACAACGGUUUCACUUGGGCUGAUAUCAAAGUGAACCAUCCGUUGGACUACGAGACCAUAAAGGAGUACAAUUUAACAAUACGUGUGGAGAAUAAUGGGGCUCAACAGUUGGCCAGUGAAGCAACUGUCUACAUCCAGCUCGAAGAUGUUAACGACGAGAUCCCCCUUUUCACGGAAAGGGAACAAGAGACGGUCCUCGAAGGAGAACCCAUCGGGACUAAAGUCACACAAGUUAAUGCUAUCGACAAGGAUGGGACUUUCCCGAAUAAUCAGGUGUACUACUACAUCGUGGAUUCGCCUCGAAACGAGGGCAAGGACUUUUUUGAGAUCAACAAGGAGACGGGGGAAGUAUUCACCAAGAUCGUUUUCGACAGGGAGAAGCAAGGGGCCUACGCUUUGGAGGUGGAAGCGAGAGAUGGCGCUCCGUCUGCAAGACCCAACAGCGAUAGUCAACCCAACUCCGUGACCAAGUUCAUCCGAAUUGGAAUCGCUGAUAAGAAUGACAACCCGCCGUAUUUCGACAAGGCCCUCUACGAAGCGGAAGUGGACGAAAAUGAGGAUAUUCAACACACCGUUCUCACCGUCACCGCCAAAGAUCACGAUGAAUCCUCUCGUAUUCGAUACGAGAUCACAAGCGGUAACAUAGGCGGUGCUUUCGCCGUUAAGAACAUGACUGGAGCUAUCUAUGUAGCCGGAGCGUUGGACUACGAAACGAGAAAAAGGUACGAGUUGCGUCUUGCCGCGUCCGAUAAUCUCAAAGAGAACUACACAACGGUGGUGAUCCACGUCAAGGACGUUAACGACAAUCCGCCCGUUUUCGAAAGACCCACUUAUAGGACGCAAAUCACCGAAGAGGACGACAGGAAUCUGCCGAAGAGCGUGCUCAGGGUGACGGCAACGGACGGCGACAAAGAUCGACCCCAGAACAUUGUCUACUUCCUGACGGGCCAAGGCAUCGAUCCGGACAAUCCGGCCAACAGCAAAUUUGACAUAAACAGGACCACCGGAGAGAUUUUCGUACUCAAGCCCUUGGACCGAGACCAGCCCAACGGCCGUCCCCAAUGGCGUUUCACAGUAUUUGCCCAAGACGAGGGGGGCGAAGGCCUCGUAGGCUACGCCGACGUCCAAGUGAAUCUCAAAGACAUCAACGACAAUCCUCCUACCUUCCCCCAGGGCGUCUACUUCGGGAACGUAACCGAGAACGGCACGGCCGGCAUGGUAGUCAUGACGAUGACUGCAGUCGACUACGAUGACCCCUCCGAGGGCACAAAUGCCCGUCUGGUKUACUCGAUUGAAAAGAACGUGAUUGAGGAAGAGACCGGAUCACCGAUUUUUGAGAUCGAGUCCGAGACGGGCGUGAUCAAGACAGCUGUGUGUUGUUUAGAUCGAGAAAGGACCCCGGAUUAUUCAAUUCAAGUGGUCGCGAUGGACGGUGGCGGGUUGAAAGGGACAGGGACAGCGUCGAUACGUGUUAAAGACAUCAACGACAUGCCUCCGCAGUUUACUAAAGAUGAAUGGUUUACCGAAGUUGACGAGACUGACGGUACGACGUUACCGGAAAUGCCGAUAUUAACGGUAACGGUGCAUGACGAAGACGAAACCAACAAAUUCCAGUACAAAGUGCUCGAAAAUAGUGGUUACGGUGCUGAUAAAUUCACGAUGGUGCGCAAUAAUGACGGGACCGGGUCACUAAAAAUCGUGCAGCCGCUCGAUUAUGAAGACCUCCUCCAAAGCAAUGGCUUCCGUUUCCGGAUCCAAGUGAACGACAAGGGCGAAGAUAACGACAACGAUAAGUACCACGUGGCUAACUCAUGGGUCGUGGUCAAACUCCGGGAUAUCAACGACAACAAGCCCCAAUUCGAGCGGCCCAAUAUCGAAGUUUCCGUGUAUGAGAACGCUGAAGUGGGGAAGAGUCUCGAAACGUUCAAAGCCACCGAUCCGGAUCAAGGUGGUAAAAGCAAAGUCUCGUACGCCAUCGACCGGAUUUCRGACCGGAAACGCCAAUUCUCAAUCAACCAAGACGGCACGGUGAGCAUCCAGCGCUCUCUGGAUCGGGAAGACACCCCCCGACACCAGGUCAAAAUCCUAGCCAUCGACGACGGCAUCCCUCCGAAGACCGCAACGGCGACGCUCACAGUCAUCGUCCAGGACAUCAACGACAACGCGCCGACAUUCCUGCGGGACUACCGCCCCGUCCUCCCCGAACAUGUGCCUCCAAGGAAAGUCGUAGAGAUUCUAGCGACCGAUGAUGACGAUCGCUCGAAGAGUAACGGCCCUCCGUUCCAGUUUAGGCUGGAUCCAGGUGCCGAUGAUAUUAUAAGGGCUUCGUUUAAAGUGGAGCAGGAUCAGAAGGGUGCGAACGGCGACGGCAUGGCGAUCGUCUCGUCUCUCCGUUCUUUCGACCGCGAACAACAGAAGGAGUAUCUCAUCCCGAUCGUGAUUAAGGAUCACGGUAAUCCUGCGAUGAGCGGCACCAGCACUCUAACCGUCGUCAUCGGUGACGUUAACGAUAACAAAAUGCAACCCGGCUCCAAGGAGAUCUUCGUGUACAAUUACCAAGGACAAGCGCCUGAAACCGAGAUCGGAAGGGUUUACGUGUACGAUUUGGACGACUGGGACUUGCCCGAUAAGAAAUUCUAUUGGGAAACACUGGAACACAGAAAUUUCAAAUUGAAUGAGGAGACGGGAAUGAUCUCGAUGAGACACGGGACGCGCGAGGGGAAAUAUCAUCUCAGGUUCAAGGUUUACGACCGAAAACACACUCAGACGGACGUUGCCGCUAACGUUACGGUAACGGUAAAGGAGAUACCGCAUGAGGCGGUGGUUAAUUCAGGAUCUGUACGAAUCGCGGGUAUUACAGACGAAGAUUUCAUCCGGAUUUGGGAUUACAAGACUCAAAGUUUAUCACGGAGCAAAGCGGAUAAGUUCAAGGAUAAAAUAGCCGAUUUGUUGAACACAGAUCGGGAGAAUGUGGACGUAUUUAGCGUCCAAUUAAGACGCAAACAUCCCCCGUUGACGGACGUCCGGUUUUCCGCUCACGGCUCGCCAUAUUACAAACCAGUGCGACUCAACGGUAUCGUAUUGAUGCACCGCGAAAUCAUCGAAAAAGAAGUCGGGAUUAACAUCACCAUGGUAGGAAUUGACGAGUGUUUAUAUGAGAACCAAAUGUGCGAAGGCUCUUGUACGAACACUCUUGAUAUAAGUGCCUUGCCCUACAUGGUGAACGCCAAUAAAACUGCUUUGGUGGGAGUCAGAGUCGACGUCCUCGCCGAAUGUACCUGCGGUGCCCGGAAUUUCUCCAAAGAAGAAAACUGUAGAAACACCCCGUGUUAUAACGGUGGCCGUUGCAUCGAAACGCGCUAUUCUCUUUCGUGUUCGUGUCCGGCGACUUACAACGGGCCGCGAUGUCAACAAACCUCCCGGGGUUUCAAAGGGAAAGGGUGGGCGUGGUACCCGCCAUUGGAAAUGUGCGACAAGUCGCAUCUCCAUUUUGAAUUUGCGACGCGUAAAACCGACGGUUUGAUUCUCUACAACGGACCCAUCGUCAAGCCGGAAACCGACGAGGUUAUGGUAUCGGAUUACAUCGCAGUCGAGCUCGAACGAGGUUACCCGAGACUGUUGCUCGAUUUUGGUUCGGGGACUCUCGAGUUACGAGUCAAGACGAGAAAGAGUCUGGACGACGGCGAGUGGCACCGAAUCGAUAUCUUCUGGGACACCGAGAAUGUCCGAAUGGUUGUCGAUUAUUGCAAAUCGGCGGAAAUUAACGAAUUGGAGGACGGAACGCCGCCGGAGUUUGAUGAUACCAGUUGCCAGGCUCAGGGUACUAUUCCGCCCUUCAAUGAGUACCUCAACGUCAAUGCUCCUCUCCAACUUGGAGGGUUCUACGUGGAGGAGUUUGACCCCACCGAGUAUCACUGGCAGUACAUGCCUGUAGGGAAACCUUUCGAUGGUUGUAUCCGGAAUUUGUUCCACAAUUCAAAAUUGUACGAUUUGGCGCAUCCGGGAUUAUCCCGGAAUAGCGUGGCUGGGUGUCCACAGACCGAGGAAGUGUGUGGAAGAUCAGAAGCCACACAUCGGUGUUGGGAACAUGGCACAUGUGUGGGGAGCUUUAACGAGGCGAAAUGUCAGUGUAAACCGGGAUGGACAGGCCCGGCGUGUCUACAUCCGACUAUACCAACGUCCUUUAAGCCCCAAUCAUACGUCAAGUAUGCUUUGAGUUUUGAACCAGAUCGGUUCUCGACACAGAUACAAUUGAGGUUCAGGACGAGGGAAGAGCACGGCGAGUUGUUCCGCGUCUCAGACCAGCACAACCGAGAAUACGGCAUUUUGGAGAUCAAGGAUUCGAGACUCUACUUUAGGUACAACCUCAACUCCUUACGAACCGAAGAAAAGGAUAUUUGGUUGAGCUCAGUGACUGUCGACGACGGUCAAUGGCACGUCGCUCGAGUCAGCCGCUAUGGCUCUGCCGCCACUCUUGAGCUUGACGGCGGUGAGGGCCGCCGCUACAACGAAACUUUCGACUUUGUGGGCCACCAGUGGCUCCUCGUCGACAAACAAGAAGGGGUCUACGCCGGCGGAAAAGCCGAAUACACCGGUGUCCGCACCUUUGAAGUCUACGCCGACUACCAGAAAGGUUGUUUGGAUGACAUCCGUCUUGAGGGUAAACAUCUCCCGCUUCCUCCCGCCAUGAAUGGGACCCAGUGGGGUCAAGCCACCAUGGCCCGCAAUUUAGAACGCAAUUGUCCAUCGAAUAAACCCUGCGCCAAUGUAAUUUGCCCCGAACCCUUCGAAUGCGUCGAUUUAUGGAACGACUACGAAUGCACCUGCGGCGAGGGCCGCGUGAUGUCCGCCGACAGUAAGGACUGUAUGGACAAGGACGAAUGCGUCGAUCUUCCUUGUUUGAACGGCGGUACUUGCGUCAAUCUGGAACCCAGGUUCCGGUACCGCUGUCAUUGCCCCGACGGUUUCUGGGGCGAGAACUGCGAACUCAUCCAAGAAGGACAAACACUCAAACUCAGCAUGGGGGCUCUCGCCGCCAUCUUAGUCUGCUUGCUCAUGAUUUUGAUCUUAGUGUUGGUAUUCGUGGUGUACAACAGACGUCGCGAGGCGCACAUYAAAUAUCCAGGACCGGACGAUGACGUCCGCGAGAACAUUAUCAAUUACGACGACGAAGGGGGCGGUGAGGACGACAUGACUGCUUUCGACAUAACGCCCCUCCAAAUACCGAUCGGAGGACCUCUUCCGGAAUUGGCACCGCCCAAAAUAGGCUUUUCGGUGAUCGGCGUCGGACAGGAACCCAACGUCGGAGUCUUCAUCGAGGAGCACAAGAAGCGAGCCGACAGUGACCCCAAUGCGCCCCCAUUCGAUGAUCUCAGGAAUUACGCGUAUGAGGGGGGUGGUAGUACGGCAGGAUCGCUCAGUUCGCUCGCUUCAGGUACUGACGACGAAGUACAAGAGUACGACUACUUGGGGGCCUGGGGGCCCCGUUUCGACAAGUUGGCAGACAUGUACGGUCCCGGUGAAGAAACCGAACAAGAAGAAGAAUAAGUGUAAUGCCAGUGACAAAGAACAUACACAUUCCUUCGACGUCUAAGCUUGUCACGUGUCCUGCGUGUUCCAAUAAGACUGUCGCAGUUCCACUGCAUCAUAUAAAUAAUUGUAGAGAAUUUAUACGGGCGUCGACAGCGAGAUUGUCCGCGGUUUUUCUCUCGGAACGGUUCGUUCGAACUGGGCCUAAUUCAGUUAUUUGUGACCACUGCCACGUAUUUUUUCCAUAGUUUCGAUUCAACGUCUUUUCUCGAUGAGGCGGAGAGUCUCGACGGCGGCGCCGGAAUGUUGCAUAUGUUUUAUUUGUAAAGCACAUUAAUACCUACCAUUGUCAUGUAUCGUUGAGCCAGUAUUCCUACGAAAGAAGUUCCGCGAUUAUUUAACACAAUUUUACCAGAAAAUGUAGUUUUUUUUGGUGAGUUUGUGAUGAAUAAUUCGGGGCAGCUGUACAUGUAGGCAGUCACUACGUUUUAGGUCAAAUUACAGGUUUUAGUCUAGUUGAACCACAGUGCGAGUGAUGAAACGGAGUGCAAGCGUGAUGUGUAUAUAGGAGUAAAUCACAGAUCACAUCGUUUUGAUAUAGCACCUGCGUACCAUGUUGCCAUAUUGAUAUAUAUUACUGGACAUUUUUGAUAAUUUUUCAGCUCACUAGAACGUUUUAUGUUGUAGAGUUAUGUAUAUAGGAGUCACGUGGACGACUGAUUUCGUAUGGAUGUUUCGAGAGACAGUGCCAAUUAUUAUAACUUAUAAAUGUAAUAAAACUUGAAUGCUGUGUAAUAAUUAUGAUAUUAUGUGUUUGCACUUGUGUAUUGUUUCAAAUAUGUAUACUUAAAUAUUCUUAUGACAUCGCACCAUAUAAACAACACGACGCGAUUCGGUUUCUAUCAUCAAACAUUUUCGUCAUUUUUUCAUUCGUUUUAGAUGGAAUUUGAGUGCAUUCUAGUGAUUCUUGUUUUAUGAGUUCUUUGUCAUAAGGAAUUCGUAGAAAGAUUUAUGUACCUUUUUUGUACAAGAUUAUUUAAGAUUUAUUUAAAAAUAAACUUCUAGAGAUUG